Molecule: messenger RNA, 1116 nt
Organism: Protobothrops mucrosquamatus (brown spotted pit viper)
Lineage: Eukaryota; Metazoa; Chordata; Lepidosauria; Squamata; Viperidae
Gene: PRDM12
Product: PR/SET domain 12
Exons: 5
Coding region: 1-1116 (371 amino acids)
Biological process (GO): neurogenesis
Cellular component (GO): nucleus
Molecular function (GO): histone methyltransferase binding
Source: RefSeq, a predicted model, not a curated record
AUGAUGGGCUCGGUGCUGCCGGCCGAGGCGCUGGUGCUGAAAGGGGCGCUGAAGCCGCCCAGCCUCUCCCUGGCCGAGGUGAUCACGUCGGAUAUCCUGCACAGCUUCCUCUACGGCCGCUGGAGGAACGUCCUGGGGGAGCAGCUGCUGGAGGAGAAGGGCGCCGGGGGCGGCGGGGCGGCGGCGGCGGCGGCCGGGGGUGGCCUUAGCAGCGGCCACGGGAACCCCAAAACGGCCUUCACGGCGGAGGUCCUGGCUCAGUCCUUCUCCGGGGAAGUCCAGAAGCUCUCCAGCCUCGUCCUGCCCUCGGAGGUCAUCAUCGCCCAGAGCUCCAUCCCCGGGGAGGGACUGGGCAUCUUCUCCAAAACCUGGAUCAAGGCCGGCACCGAGAUGGGACCCUUUACAGGCCGGAUUAUCUCUCCUGAACACGUGGACCUCUGCAAGAACAACAGCCUCAUGUGGGAGGUCUUCAAUGAAGACGGGACGGUUCGAUACUUCAUUGAUGCGAGCCAGGAAGAUCAUCGCAGUUGGAUGACCUACAUCAAAUGCGCCCGGAACGAACAGGAACAGAAUUUGGAAGUGGUCCAGAUUGGAAACAGCAUUUUUUACAAAGCCAUUGAGAUGAUCCCCCCAGAUCAAGAACUGCUGGUCUGGUAUGGAAACUCCCACAACACUUUUUUGGGCAUCCCUGGAGUGCUGGGCCUUGAAGAGGAGCAGAAGAAGAGCAAACACGAGGACUUCCACGUGCCCGAUGCCGGGGUCAGCACCAUCGGCCGCAUGCGCUGCGUCAUCUGCCACCGGGGCUUCAACUCCCGCAGCAACCUGCGCUCUCACAUGCGCAUCCACACGCUGGACAAGCCUUUCAUCUGCCGCUUCUGCAACCGGCGCUUCAGCCAGUCCUCCACCCUGCGCAACCACGUCCGGCUCCACACCGGAGAGCGGCCCUACAAGUGCCAGGUCUGCCAGAGCGCCUACUCGCAGCUGGCUGGCCUCCGGGCGCACCAGAAAAGCGCCCGGCACCGUCCCCCCAACGGAGUCCUGCAGCCCCACUCGCCCGCCCUGCCAGUGCCCCAUCCCACGGCUCUGGGCCACCACAUCCCCACCAUGGUGCUGUGA